Molecule: messenger RNA, 1478 nt
Organism: Sesamum indicum (sesame)
Lineage: Eukaryota; Viridiplantae; Streptophyta; Magnoliopsida; Lamiales; Pedaliaceae
Gene: MYB63
Product: myb domain protein 63
Source: RefSeq, a predicted model, not a curated record
UAUAGAGAGAAGGUGAAGUGAUGAAAGAAUCCAGCAUGUAAGGGUCCAGACAAGACUGUGAUGAUCAUCUUCAGGAUCAAAGGGGUGGUUGCACCUUAUUUUCUGUCUCUACUUUGUUAGUUACUCAUCAUUCUUUGUGUAGAAUCCAAAUGGGUAAAGGCCGAGCCCCGUGCUGCGAUAAGAGCAAGGUGAAGAAGGGACCAUGGAGCCCUGCGGAGGACUUGAGGCUCACAAAUUUCAUACAAAUACAUGGUCAUAGUAACUGGCGCGCUCUGCCUAAACAAGCCGGGCUGAUGCGAUGUGGAAAGAGUUGUCGUUUGAGGUGGAUUAAUUACCUAAGGCCCGACGUUAAACGAGGAAACUUCACGCCCGAAGAAGAGCAAACCAUAAUCAACCUCCAUAAUUCUAUUGGAAACAAGUGGUCAAAAAUUGCUUCUUACUUGCCCGGAAGAACUGAUAACGAGAUCAAGAAUGUCUGGAACACGCACUUGAAGAAAAGAGCACUAACUUAUAAGAAAACUACAGCAGAUCAUGACUCACACAAAACUGAUCUAGUUCCAUCUUGUACCUCAAGUUCUAUUACAUCAUCCGAUGCUCAUAACAACGUGGAAAAGUCGGCACCCAGUGAUCAAGAAUCGCAGGUUAAGAAGUCAAACGAAAAACAGGCCGAGUUUUUAAAACUGAAACCUAAUAACCACGACCAAGUCAAGGAAACCCUGAUGUCUGAUUCUCCUACAUCAUCUUACGCCUCCAACUUCUCCAGCCUGCAGGAAAACAGGCCAAAAAACGAUCCAAACAAGGGGAAAAUCGAAAUUCCAUUGGAUUCCGAUAUUGAUUUCUGGGAACUGCUGGAUUCCCUGGAUCCUCUACACCCGGAGAAAGCAGAAGAGAAUGACCCGAAUCAGGGACAGGAUCUGUCCCGUCCUGGAGAAAAACUGGAUCCGGGGAUUGAAUGGUUUAGAUUCCUGGAAAAAGAACUUGGACUAACAAAUGAUGCUGAGAAUCUGACAAGUGAAGAGAACCUAGUCGCAACAGGCCCAGUACAGUACCAGGAGAUGAAUUUGGAGGGUGGAAUCAGCCCUGUAUUGGAUUAUUUCCCAAUAUGGCCUUCUUCACCUCAAAAUCUUGGCGUCUAGAAGCGGACAAGAGUGUUGGGUCAAUCUAGGAACCGUGUCAAAUUUGGGCAAAUCUUGUUAGUCAUUUUUUCUUACAUGUAAACACUGUUUUUGUUUUGGGUGAAACAAGAAUAGCUAGCCCAGACAAAACACAUGUACACUUUUUCUUUUUAAUUUGUUUAGCAUUAUCCGAUCCAUAAGUUGACUGUCAAAACUAGCUAGGUAGGUGAUAUUCCCCCCACUAGCUUUGCUGCCACUUAACUUAGAAUUUCAUGCAAAUUUAGUCUUGGUUAUGUCCCCACACUUUGGAGAAUGAGAGCUCCAUCUUUUCACCAAGUACAAUUACUGGUAGGUAUUAUAGUU